AUGGCUUCCCAAAGCGCUACAGCCAUACCCCUCCCGCCUCUUCCCGUCCAGCCAUUCAGAUUCGUGGACCUGCCCACAGAAUUGCGACUCCGGGUGUACGAGUACGCCCUCUCCGGGCCCAAGGACGUCACACUCCGCUCCCUCAUGGACCUCCAAGUGCGCAAAAAUCGACAUGGACAGCGCGUACGACCGUCAGACAGCCCCAGGAUCCGAAACACCGGCAUGCUUAUGGUAUCGAAGAAGGUGUCUACGGAAGCUCUGCCAGUCUUUUACGAUACGAACCAAUUCCACCACACCAUCCUCCCCACCGCGCCGUCAGUCCAAGGUGUCCUUCGCCACUUCACGACGCAUCUCCACUUCAUGCAGCACGUCAGCAUCGACUACAUGCUGCAUACAUCGGCACCAGACAUCAGCGAAGUCGACCGACUCGUAUCCACGCGCGUCCGAUCCGUUAUCGACGGCUGUGCCAACCUGCGGACCUUCACGCUGCAUCUCCUGACCGUUUUCCGGAACGAAGACUCGCACCGAGGCUUACGGGCCGGCGGCCAGGCGGCGCUGGUGCUUGCGAGACUGGCGGCUCGACUGCAGGAUCCGACAUACUGUUUGAAAUGGAUAACGAUCAUAACGCACGGCAACCGUCGCGCCCUGAUGGAUCUUGGAAGGGCGAUUGCACCGGGUGAGGGCUGGUUGGUCCGCGAACUGGACGAGUGGCCUGGUAUUAGCAUUGACGAGUAUCAGAGGGUGGGUGUGGAGGAAAGAGCUGAUGAUCGUGCUGCGGGUCAGAAGAUUAGAAUGUUUUGCUUGUGGCCGGCUUUGCGGAUAUGUGUUCUGGAUCGACGGGAGAAUGUUGGUAAGACGGCCUGA
Messenger RNA from Letharia lupina, 864 nucleotides. RefSeq lists its product as uncharacterized. The record is from RefSeq and is a predicted model, not a curated record. Lineage: Eukaryota; Fungi; Ascomycota; Lecanoromycetes; Lecanorales; Parmeliaceae. The coding region runs from base 1 to 864 and encodes 287 amino acids. The transcript has a single exon.